CUGCAUAUGAUCGUUUUUUACCAGCAUUACGCAAAAUACAAUCACCAGAUGAUGAUGAAGCUACUUCUGCUGAAGUGACAGGAAUGCAGUCGGAAGGGGAUGCUGUAGAGGAAGGAGGCACGGCUACAACAGGACCAGUGGUACCAGAUUUUGACACCCUUCUCACACUCGCAGGAAAGCAAGGCAUAGUGGACCUCCUUGAUCACAAUGAUCUUGACGCUGAAUAUCAGAACCAGAAGCCAUUUCUAAAGCGCGACCUUUCAGAAGCUGUUGGUACUGUCGAGCAGCUUCUUGCGGAGGUUCAUGGUUGCAAAACAAGCUCCUCUAAGACGACUCAGCAGCACCACGACCUGCUCUUCCAUUUGACACCGUCAUGCUCCACAGAUGUUGUCAAUGCUGCAGAUCAUACCGUAGCCGCGAGUAGAAGUGAAGUGGGAAAGGAUGUGGAAUCGUAUAUGCGGAGCCUUAUCGGUGAAGAUCAGAACCAUACGACUCCGUCAACGAGGAUGGAGGUGGGCAAGUAUUCUGUUGGAACGUCAAAGAAUACUGAUACAGAGUCGACAGCCGGAAACGAUGUUGAUGAGCAAUCACCCGGAAAGAAAAGCAAAGAAAAACAAGUAGACAAGACACCAAGACCAAAUAAGGACAAAGCUAACCUAUCUUUCGCCGAGUCCUUCCUUGCUCAGCUGGCAGAUCGAAGUGCUGCCCAUAUCUCUCGUCCAGCCGAUCAGAUGAGUUCGCCGUCCAUAGGUCUCUACAUUGGACUAGAGAUAGCAAAAAAUCUUCUCGUGCAGGUUGACGAGUUGGCACCGCCACCAAUUGUUGAGACGUCGUCGACUGGGAUCUACUAUCCUUCUGUUUCUGAGCAGACCAACGCGAGAAGGUCGCCGAGACUUCUUAGCAAAGGACGAGAACAAGAUCAGCAUCUUCUCGCCAACACCGCAGCGACAACCUCCAGUAACUUAGGACCCGUGUUAGCAAAAGUCCUGGCUACUGCAGAGAAGCGUGGCGUUGCGCGAGCUUUGCAGAACUGUCUAGAGCAGCACAUUGUGACGCUGUGUGCCUAUUGCAGGGAAGUAACCUCGGACAUGUCAGGAACGACUGCAGGAGCAACUGGUGCUCAGCACUCUACUCAUUCUAGUUGUGCAACUACAUCAGGAACAGGAACAGUAGCUCCGGCAGCUACAGUAUCUUCUGGCACCUCUAGAGCACCCUCUCAUGCUCGUUCCAGCAAGAUGCACAACACAUCAACAAUACCAGCUACAACUAGUACCUCUACAACCAGAACUCCAGCAAAAGAGCACCAGCUUCAAAGACCGAGUCAGGGAUGCGAUACAACGAUGAGGGUGCGCCGUUAUUGGAGCGCGCUUAAGGUCCCCCUUGACGAGAUCGCGGACUCAAUUGCGCAUCGAGAGCUGGCGUCGUUCGAUAUGAUCGCAAUUUUUGCGGACACAUACCUGCGAAAAAAUGAAGUUUAAGGCAUGGCGGUGCUUUGGCUAUGAUUUUGCUAAAUCCUAACGCUAAGGCUAACGCUAAGUGAUGCUUACUAAGAUGAUGCGGAAGUCGCGAUAGGAAUAGGUAAAGACUAGCAGCGCCUUGGGAGUACUACAUGUAGUUUUCAAUCUAUGUCACGGACAUGUUGCUCAUCUAAAAAUCAUGUGAGUCCGAGCAACAAAAAACCACUGCAGCUGGCUCAAAUACCUCACAAGGAGCCGCCUAUCUCACAGCCUCAGCUACGAUCGCAUCGACUGCAUCUUCGCAGCGCCUCGACAAGAAAACAAACUUGUUUUCAGCGUCAGUUCCGAAAAGCAACACAAAGCUGAGCGACUUAGCGGUGACCAUUCUUCACUGGCUUACCACAUUUUCGCCAGAGACCGACUCUGCCAUCACGGGGUUCGAAAGGGCGACGCCUGCCUCCACUUCAGUCCGUGGUAUACAUAGUUUUAGUUGCCUAGAUGAACCUCAUCCGAGACUUGGCUCUGGUUGCGUUCUCUUUGUCUGUGCUCGAGGUCGGUGGCUUACCCACUGCGACUGCUGCCUGCCAGGCAUUCGGCCUGUUGGUCGCUGGUCAAGUCCUGCCCUGGCGACCCCUUUCCUGCGACGUGUCCGCGGACUCGGAGCAUGCAGGUGCGAGCUCGAGAAGCAUCGAAGCACAAGCGCCGCGCGUGUGGCAACAUUUAGCAGCGGCGUGGGGACCACCCGGAUACACCGCGCGGCCCAGAUGGAUGCUGCGGCGACGAUGGAGGCAGGAGGGCGAGAAGAGCGGACACAGCGCAAAGCGGUCGGUCGACCAUUUCGGCCGGACGAGGCGGAAAGUGGCGAACAUGUUCCAAAACUAUGCCAAGGACUGGCAUCCGUUCACCCGUUGCGCGUUCUCUUUCCCCGCGGAGCUAGUGGGCUUGCUUAUGUGUGAAGCCGCGGGCGGCUACGCUCUUCACUCCUGAAGGAUGUGGAUGGGGGAGCACGUCCCCCACCAAAAAACGCAGAACAGCGGCGGCGCCAAGUAGUGUGGAUUCCAUUGCGGCACCGCCAUCGCCUUCGCCUACAAGUAUGGGGGCGCCGCUUUCAGGAACAGGCGCGGCCUCCUUAGUUAUGGCCGCAGCGGAUCCGGGCGGGGCCUUGCUGGUUGCUAAGGCUGGGGCGACGUUCUCUGUUCGAGGUGAGUGGCGUAAAUUGUGCGCGCUGUCUUUUUCUGACUUACAAGAUUUCUCGCGCAUGCCAGGGCCCGCCACGUGACGCACCAGAGUAAGCCGGGGCAAGUGACUGCAGGCGGAGAAGCAGGAAGCAAGCAGGACGGCAAUAACGAAGCGCGACGCGGUGGGGGCAAAAGCUACUCGCGCCGAAUGCAAGCGCCUCGGCUUUCUCUGGGGCUCUUAUUUUUUUUGUGUGUGUGAAGGGUUCGGGCUCGCUUAUUAUAUUCCCGCGCGCAGUUUUUAUAUAAAUACCACGCACCGCGCUACGCUCAACGGACGAGGGAGGGCAGGAGUUCCGUCCGUUAGUUGCCUCCUGAGGCUAUCUAAGCAGAACACUCUGAGCAAGCAGACGGCCACGGGCUUCGAGGUGCUUGACUGAGUGCGGCCCAGUCAGUCAGGCGCUCCGCCGCUGGUGUUGCUUUUGUUUCUCGGUCGUGGUGGUCUGUCAGACAAGGCGCGUGGGACCGCUUCGCGGGCGCCAGUCUGGUGCCUAGUCUUCGCGCCGUCUAUGUAUCAAGGUGAGGCGCCGGCUAGUACUCUUUCGGACAUCAAUGACGUGCCAGCUACUAGCCUCACUGCCAGCACAAGUCAGGCGCCAGGAUCUAACAGCUGGCGUUAGCUUUUGGCGCUUAGCUUUGAUUCCAAUGAGCCGCCGGGCCAAUGAAUCUGGUGGCAUGAAGGAACCUGGUCCAAAAACAGCGAGCAAGCCUCCCGGGAAACGCAGGAGAACCACAAGGGGCAACGUAACAACGUCGCCCAAAGGCUUAGCGUCCACGACUUGGGAGGCUUUCGGCCAUGACGUGGGGCGGCUUGCCUUGUGUAGUGUGUGACAGACAGAGCCACGGCGCUGAGGUGGAAGAUGAUGGCUCUAUAUUACAGAAGGGCGGGGCAACAGAAUAAACAUCACACAAAAGGGGAGGGCGCUGGUAGUGAACUGGGGGCGCUCAGGCUUGGAGUCGAGUGCUUCGGCUAAGCUCUUCCCCCUCCUUUGCUUCGGUGGUGUGGCGGGGUGGGUCACUUCGUUCCUUACCCAGUGAGGAGUGCCUGGGGAGGUUGUGGCAGGUAGGGAGAUGGGGGGGCGGGGCGGAUGCUUUUCGUUAGGCUGGCGUCGCGUGCGACCUGGGUGCGUAGGUUGGAGAUGCUUUAUGCGUUUGCAUUGGGGGCUGACGCGCUGGGUUUCGUAAUUCUCAUGAUGGUCAUGCCUCGGUUGCUUUCUUUGUUAUCUUUGCCUCAUUCGUUCUAACUUACUAUUUAGAAGGAAAACGCGGACCCAUUCUAGCUAGGAGAAUACAACUCUCAACGCGCAUACAUUUUCCUAUAAGUAAUUCCAACUCGCACUCACUACGACUACACAAACACAGGCAAAGCCGUUCCUCUAACGGCCAGCAGUCUCGGCCAUGCUACUAGUGCGAAGGCUGGCGCCCUUUUGCCAUCUCAUGCGGAAAAUGAUACCCAAAGACGGGGCUCGUCGCGUGCACCGAUGACACGACAGAAGCAGCUAUUGGACGGACUGUUGAAAGCGAAGCUGUUUCGUCCGCACUAUAAAGACCUAGCGACCCAUCUCUUCUCACUGGCAACUUUGACUUUAUGGCAUAUUUUUCACAUUGUGUUGUCGUUGAUGGUCUAUCUAUACCAUGAUUCUGGAUCUGGAACUGGAUCUCUGACUUCGUCAUUCUAAUCUUUUAACAUCAUAAGAAAGUAGCUUUAUUAGUAAUAACUUGUUUGUUGUAGUACAAUUGGCAGUGCCUUGUCGCUGUUUCCGUCAGGCCAAGUAAGCACUUUAACAUGCAGAAGAGAAUGCAUUGAAUUCCUGCAGAUGAGAAUCAAUUUUUUAGAUUCUCAAAGUAUAUUAACACCAUGAUCGCAGCUCUAAUCUGAGACUCUGGCACAGCCGAUAUUGGAUCGAAUACAACCGACAGUAGUCAACAUUAUGCUUAUUUCACAGAAGUCACAGUCUCUCGUCAAAGUCGUCAAGGUUUUCAUCUCGUCCAAUGUUUUGUAGUUUCAAAAUCUAGUGUCGUGUCUGGUGUAUAUUGUCUCUGUCUCGGACCUUCCUCUAAGACCAUGGACUUCAGACAGCGGCAGCAGUAGACGCAUUAACGCUACUAGUAUUCCUGUGGACUGGGAUAAAAGCGCAAAGAUUAGACAGAAAGAUUGGUUGGCGGACAAGGCUAGCCAAAUCCUUCCUGAAAAACGUGGUUUUCCGGUCACUCGUGUAUUUAUGGACUCCACUAUAAUCUUUUCAUUAUAUUUAAGUGUUUACUACCUUCAAGUACCUCUUACGAAUGCGUCCUCCUACUUACGCAUCUAACAAGCGGCCUAGCAGAUCUGGACAAAGCAGAGUUUGGCCAUACUGCCAAAGCCGCUGCAGUCGCGUGUAGAGCGGGAACGGAUGCCAUAGGGAAUUUCGAGGAUUUGAUGCACACAACCACAGGCCAGAGUGGAGGAAGCGGAUUAUUGCGGACUUUUCCUUUGUUAUGACUCAGAGUACUAGGUACAUUGAUUCGUGGCUUCUUCUAUGCUGAUCGUUUACUAUCUAUAAGACCUUGCAGUACAACAACAUCCACAGCAUGAAAAUCUGCUCAUUGAUGGAUCAUAUGAGAGAAACUCUAACCCUGUUUCGAGACGAUAUCGAUGCUUUAGCACCAGUUGGAUCUCCUGGGUUGGCAACGCUUUUGGGAGAAAAGUUUGCGCAGAGUUUGGUGCAGUCAUUUACUUGGAAAAAUAAUGUAGACAAUCAAUCCUUAACCUGAUGAGCGUUGUCAUGGUUGCAGCAACAGUAAGAGUACCUGAAAUAAAUGAGCUAUUUCCACCGUUAGGGUUAGUUAUUGAUGACUAGUUCUUGAAGAAGAUUCUGAUUCAGGCAAUAAUAUGAAAUUGCAUGCUUUUCGUUUUCUUGCGAUUCCUUAUUGGACAGUCAACGUUAUAGAUACCUAGGAGCAAGUUAGUGUUCCUAAUAAUGGCCGAUGAUAGUAUCAUCAAGAAGUUGUAUAAUUAAGUAAAAUGCGUGCAUAAAUGCUGACUGUAAAUAGUAGAUGACGCCUACAGAAAAUAGUAGAAGUACAAAACAAAAUAUAGAUGCUGACUACAGGUGAUCAAUCAUCAUCAC
Amoebophrya sp. A25 is the source of this 5802-nucleotide messenger RNA. Lineage: Eukaryota; Dinophyceae; Syndiniales; Amoebophryaceae. The record is from the annotation of a GenBank genome assembly.